UGCCUCCAGUAUUUUUCAUUCACUAUAUAAGUGAACGCUAGCGAGUUUUGUUUGGUUAUUAUUUACCCACAUCGAGAUUGAUUAUCCAUUUUACACUGCGACUAUAUGGAUGUGAUAUGUGUCUAUGAGGAGACUGCAGUGGCGUCAAUUCAGUGGAAGCUAAGCAGAUCUGUGGGUCGGUAAUGCACUGAGGCAGCAAUGGAAACCACAGACCAUCCUACUGAGGGUGACCCUCUGAAGAGAGAAGAAGAUGGUGCAGAAACCACAACAGCACCAUCACCAACAGAGCUGAAGAAGAAGAGUUGUAAGGAGGUCCUGGGUUUUUCCAGACUGACCCACUGGAGAACAGCAGUCUUCUUCCUGUCCCUGUUCCUCUGCCUCACAAUAGUGUUUGCCUUCUCCUUCGUCAUCCCCUGUCCUGUCAGACCACAGUAUCUUGUUACUUGGAAUAGGACAUUCUCUGAAGCAGGAACUUAUGACUUUCUAGCUAUUGAACAUGCAAGCGAGGACAAAGUGAUGGAUGUCCUGUUUGUCCUGAAAAACAGAGAAGGCACACAGAACAAAUCGUGCGCUGAUGCAGGUUUGCCUUCCCCAUGCGUGUUUGUGGUAGCGGUCGAUGGUACGGAUGGACAGACCCUGUGGGAGAGGCCGCUGGAUUCCAAUUUUCACUGGGCUCAGUGUGAUCUGGAUAAAAAGGAGGAAAGGGACUGGCACUGUCUGCUGUCUCAUUCUGAUAACCUCACAGCCAUUAACAAAUAUGGAGGUCAUGUCAUCUGGCAGCAGCCUCGGCCUACUGGUCUGCAGAGCACGUUGCCUGUUCUUAGUGUUCCAGAUCUUGAUGAGGACACGGUCAGGGAUGUGGUCCUGGUGGCAUCUGACAGCACUCAGACUCAGAUGGUAUUUCUCUCAGGAAAGACGGGUGCACAGAUUGGUUCCACUGUGGUUCUUGAUUUUAAGGGAACAUCCAGUCAUCUUCUGCAUUGCACUAAAGGGGGUUCUUACUACAUACUUCUACAAAAAGACACUGGCGUGUAUGGACUUGCACUGUGGAGGAUUGCUGCCAAGGCUAAAGAAGGGAUUGAUACGAACCUCAAGAAGGACAAACAACUGGAGAAGAACGCCAGUGCUGCAACUGGGAUUGUACCCAUCUACGAGUCCGAGGCAGUGAAGAUGCUCAGGACUAAAGAAACAGAUCAUUUAUCUGACCUGCUGGUUCUGAAUGGGAACGGGGUCGCGUUACUAGAUGGAAAAUAUUUAACGCUACGGUGGAGAUUCAAUACCAGCUCAAUCCUCAGAGAGCCCUCCUGUGGAUACUUUAACAAAGACGAGAUCCUGGAUGUUGUGAUUGAAGAGGAUGUAGGGAACUAUACAAAGAGGAUAAUAAUCCUGGAUGGGAAGUCUGGUGACGUGCUAUGGGAAGUUAAUCUUUUGGCCACGACAAACGCACCAAGACCCGUCUCGGUACACACCACCAACUUUUUCUCAGUCUUCAUGUUUUGGGGCUUGAUGCCCUCAGAGUACAACUCAUCUGAAUCAUUGAUUGGCAACCAACGCUCGUACAUGCUGCAUCCUCUCUAUUCCCAAGUUCUCCUCGAGUCCGCCAAUGUCGUGGACAACAUUAUCACAUUAAAAGCCACACUUAUGGAGCGUGGACGCCAUGCAGCCUACAUCCUGCUCACUGGUCCGGAGGAGGAGGGAACUGAGGGCACUGUGGUCCUAGUCAAACGCAAGCUGAAGCAGGAUGUCCCCUCCUGCAGAGUUCUCCGUAUUGGCCCUGGUGGUGGCACAGAGACCAAUGAGGACAUCAAAGAGGCCUUCAACCGACUCCGCUUCAGUGAUUAGUGGAAGAACCGUCGGUAACUUGCAGUAUAUCCUUGGUUUUGUAGACUAACCUGGAUUUUAAAACCAAAGCAUGUAGUCUUGCUAUUACUUUCUAACUGCUGACCACUAAAGAAGGUCCUUUCAUGCUUAGGGACUUGAGUUUUAUUCAUCUGACAGGCUUCCUCUAUUCAUUUUUACUGGACAAUAAGGGCAUUACCUGUCUUCAGACUUGACUUUAUAUCUCUUGCUCGAUGUUCAAUGAGCUGCUGUUUGCUGACAAUCACUCCACACAGAUUGUUUUCCUGCUGGGAAGAAGAAAAAAAUCAUAAAUCUGUUGAGUCUGUCUUGCUGUAUGAUUACGAGAACUUUCAUGCACCAUUGUAAUGCUCUUUGAAUUCCAGAAGCUGGAUUAUUUUUAAAAUCUAUGCAAUUGUGUCACUCUGUGCUUUAAAAGUAGCAGGCUUGAUGUAAGAGUUGCCUGUUGAAUUGUUACAGUGAAAUUGCUAGGUCAGAUUGGGGAAAGUGGUUUCAACUGUAUGCCAAAAAUAUGUAUUUUUAAACAUAAUGUAGCAGUCGAGUUAAGAAACACCUAUUUGUUCAUUUUGAAGGAGUAGGUGUGUCGAAACUUUGAACUGAAUGAAACUUGAAAUAUGGCUGAACCCCAAGAUGAAAAGAUAUAGACUAAAUUAUUAUUAUUUUUCUGAUGUGACCUAUUUGUCAAAGUAUAAAUGAGUCUUGUAGCCAAAUGUUAAUCCAAAAUGCUGUAAAUCGUGAACCCACUUCCCAGGACAUGGGUUAAAGUAGUCCUGGAUUAAAAACAAUAAACGAUGAAGAUUUGGGAAAAAGCAUUUAGUCCUGGACUAAGCUUAAUUCAUGUCUGGGAAAGUUGAGAUGCAAUGAUCUGUAAUUGCAUAAUGAUUACACACUCAUGCAGGGUCUCAAAGGUUCACUGUAACAAAUUAUUACUGUAGGUUUCAGAGCUCCUGGUGUAUAGUUUUCCCCUUAGAGUUUAUAUGAAUAAAAUUAAGGAAAUAGCAUUGUCUUAUUUUUGCUGAACUUUAAUAUAUUGAUCCUAUGGAGCAGGCCUUUAUUGGAGCUGACUUUUCUGGCUGAAUUGUAAUGAAAUGUUUGAAUUUAAAGAAUAAAAGAAAACUGUUAAUGA
Messenger RNA from Cololabis saira (Pacific saury), 2983 nucleotides. RefSeq names its product family with sequence similarity 234 member A (gene fam234a). Bases 199 to 1842 code for a protein of 547 amino acids. The record is from RefSeq and is a predicted model, not a curated record. Lineage: Eukaryota; Metazoa; Chordata; Actinopteri; Beloniformes; Belonidae. Gene Ontology annotation, molecular function: protein binding. The transcript is spliced from 12 exons.